CUUUUCUGCACUCAGUUGCUGAAGGGGAUUUCACAUAAACCUAUAAAACAAGAAUAGCUUCUUAGUAUGUGAUUCAUCAUUCCUUGUACGAGAGAACUUCUAUUUCCUAAUUCCUGUAUAUAAUUAUAUAUCGGGGUAGCAAGCAAUCUGCGCAUAACAGAAAGCAGGAACCAUCACUGGUACAAUUAACAAAAGCAUUUGAUAAAUGGUAGGAGGCAAUCAUGAUGAGUUAGUAAGGUCAAUGAGCCAGGUGUUGUAUAGCUUAAGGUUUGAGCUAUCAUCUUCAUGCUGCAUUUACAGAGUUCCUAAGCGAUUAAGGCGUGUAAGUGAAAAUGCCUACACACCUCAGGUAGUCUCUAUAGGCCCCCUUCACCAUGGUAAGGAAAGCCUAAAGCCCAUGGAAGAGCUCAAAAAUAGGUACCUCAAAGUUUUUCUAAGUCGGACCCAGUUAACUGUGGAGGCUUUAAUAGCAGUAAUAAGGGAGAAAGAAGUAGCUCUGCGCAGCUGUUAUGCAGAGACAAUUGAGUUUACUAGUGAUGAAUUUGUGAGAAUCAUUCUAGUAGAUGCCGUCUUCAUCAUUGAGGUCUUAUUAAGGUUCCAAGACCAUAAUUGUCGAGAAGAUAAUGACCGCAUAUUUAGCAAACCAUAUAUGUUACAGGAUGUCUGGCCUGACAUGCGGAUGCUUGAAAAUCAGCUGCCCUUCUUUAUUCUUGACCAUCUUUUCGAACCACACAAGGAUACUCUCUCUGGGGGGAAGUCAAUAAUAGAUCUCUCUCACCAUUUCUUCAAAACUCUAAUGCAUAUAGAGGUAGCAGAAGAAACUUUGAGGACAAUAGAUCCUCAUGAAGUAGUACAUUUUGUUGAUUUCGUAAGAAAAUUAUAUCCACUACCACCAUGGAGAUCAGAAAAUCGACGGCCACCUGAAACCCUGGCCACACCAAGCAUGACACAGCUAUCCCGCGCAGGGGUCAAGUUUGAGGUGGGAUCCAACACAAAUAUGUUUCAAGUUAAGUUCAAACAUGGGACACUAGAAAUGCCGAAACUCACGAUAAGUGAUCAGACAGAGGUAACAAUCACAAAUCUCCUGGCCUUUGAACAAAGCCAAUGCAAGGACGAAGAGAAGUACAUAAAUGACUAUUUCGUCUUCCUGAACUGUCUUGUAAACACCCAUCAGGAUGUUGCCUUGCUUGUCAAGUCUGGUAUUCUUGACAAUAAGCUAGGUGACAACAAAAAAGGGUUUACUCUGAUCAAGAACCUUGUCGAUGGAGUCGUGGACAACAAGGACUAUUUCUACUUCAUCAAUCUUUGUGAUGACCUGAACAAGUACUACACUAUGGGGCGGCACCAAUUGAAAGAAUACCUGGUCACACAUUUUUUAUACUCACCCUGGGCAACUAAAGAAAUCAUUGCUGCUGUUAUUUUCCUCUUCCUCACUCUCAUACAGACUAUGUUCUCUAUUAUGUCUUAUUCUCACGACCUGAAGAGUAAAAAUUAGAGAAAUCUAAUAGUUGGCUGUUGAUGCUAGCUAUUUCCUUGUUCAGGGGUGUGUCCCUGUUCUUGGUUUUUUUUUUUGGUAGAACCCUGUUAUC
Fragaria vesca subsp. vesca is the source of this 1589-nucleotide messenger RNA. Its product is annotated as UPF0481 protein At3g47200-like. Lineage: Eukaryota; Viridiplantae; Streptophyta; Magnoliopsida; Rosales; Rosaceae. The record is from RefSeq and is a predicted model, not a curated record. The transcript has 2 exons. The coding region runs from base 206 to 1495 and encodes 429 amino acids.